Messenger RNA from Clunio marinus, 369 nucleotides. The record is from the annotation of a GenBank genome assembly. Lineage: Eukaryota; Metazoa; Arthropoda; Insecta; Diptera; Chironomidae.
AUGAUAAAGCCCCAGGCAUUGGCUAAGCAUAUUGAGAAUCGCCAUCUUCCUCCAUCAUUAAUGGAUGAUGGAAUAAUUCAAGUCUCUGAUCCAAUGUUCGUUUCUCUAGCCGAUAACAAAGCCAAUGGAAGCUCUCAAAUUAUUCCACCAAUUGAACCAAGAAAAACUCAUAACGCUUAUUCCAAAUCUAAAGGAAUAGCAACGAAAGAAGCGAUUUCACCACCGAUUAACAAUACUAAAUUACCUGACCAUGCAUUUGAAAAGCCUAAUGGAAUCCCUUCUAAUAAUAUCAUUUCCAUCUCCACUUAUAAUUCCCCAAUACGGAAUGCUAGUGAAGAGAACCAAAACAUGGAAAAUCAUCCAAACUAG